GAGUUUUACGAACCAAUCGCCGGAACUGACUGAAGAAACGAACCGUUCUUUGAACCGAGGGGACAAAAGAACGCCGGAAGCCGUCAGACAAUAGGCGGGGAGUCAGGCGAUUAUGUCCCGCUCGCGAUCGUUCGCGGCACAGUAAUUCGUUUGUCCUCGGCCCAACGAAAGAUGGAUAUGAUCGCAAGGAAUUUUUCGAAGCGAGGAUGAUGAAGAGUGAGCGAAUUGUGGAGGUAAAACACUGCCGUGCAUUCACGCAAGGGCGCUCGGCCGGAAUACUAACGGUGACGUCAUCACGAAUGAUAUCAGAGUUUUGGUGACUCUUGUCUGAACAGAAUCAUGAAUUUUGCUUCAUUCAUUGGGACCCACUGAACCUAUAGGACACACAUGCACUUUGGACGGCGUGGCAUGCUAUAGCAAACAUCAAGCUGUUGAAAUUUAUUUUCUGAAAUUUGAACGCACAUGGAAUGCUUGAAUUGGAUUCAUAAAAUGUUCAGUAACUGCCGGGGAUUUUCCGUUUUGUUCGUGUGCUGUUUCGUCACGGAGAUUUGUUUGUCGACAUCAAGUACAACAUCGGCCAGAAAUCACCGGAAAUCGCGUAGGAAAACAAAGAUGAGUCCUUCAACACGUCUGGGAGACGUUGUGUCUGAAGACGAUACGGUACCAUCACUACAGGAAGAAGUAACUCUGCCUCAUACGAGCUUAGGAGUAAUAGAAGAUGACAUCCUGCAACAUCCACCGAGACGAUUACCCAUCGCUGGACUUACCAAAUGCGGUCGCCGCCCCACCAACCCCUACCGUCGAAUUCGCCGAGUUGUCGGCGGCUUGACGGCUGGCACACGCUGGCCCUGGCAGGCGCAGAUCAUUCGGAGGGAUUCCUUCGGUCAAGAGAUCCACCAUUGCGGAGGGACGCUCAUUGACACCAUGCACGUGCUGACGGCGGCUCAUUGCUUCGAUGGGUAUCAUAAGAAUGACUUCAUCAUCCGUCUCGGCCAGCACGACCGCUCCACCACCGAACCCCAGGAGCAAGAUUUCGCCAUCGGCUGCCUUGACAUCCACACCAAGUAUCGGGCUCUACGAGCUGGCCAUGGCUACGCCAACGACAUUGCUCUGGUCACAUUACGGGGGAGGAUCAAUGGCCACAAGGGGGCGCUGUUCAACGAUCACGUGCUACCAGCUUGUCUACCGCAACGAGAUGAGUUUGAGAUGGGCUCCAACUGUUGGGUGACUGGCUGGGGAUAUUCAAACUUUAGUGAUCUCAUCUCUAGCUCCUUUCCAGACAUGUUGAACGAGGCUCCCGUACCUCUUCAGUCGCAGAAGACCUGCCGCUCAUUCUACGGUGCCGACCUCUCCCGCAAGACGCUCUGCGCCGGCCUGGUGGGGACGCGCGCUCGUGCCGACACCUGUCAGGGGGACAGUGGGGGUCCCCUGGUGUGUGAGCGCUACGGGGUCUGGAAGGUCUGGGGUAUUACGUCUUGGGGGAAGGACUCGCUGUGCAAUGUGAGACCGUUGCUGGGCGCGAUUCCUGGAGUGUAUACCAGGGUGGAUCAGUAUCUGCACUGGAUUGAGAGGCGGAUUGAGAGGCGAAGGCGAAAGCCUGUCUGCAUCAACUAAAAUAAAGCUUGGUGAACCUUCUGUCAAACAGAAUAGACUCUCAGGGGAAGUUUCAGAUUAGUGCAAAAUUAAGACCUUCAAUUAUGGAUGUACAAUCGUUUUUUUCCCAGACUUAGUACACUGUAAUUUCGGCAUUUUAUCGAGGGCAUUAGUCUUAGUUACUUUCAUCAAAAUUGCAUUUUCGUUGUAUUCAUGUAAAAAAAAAAUUCAACUUCUCACUUUUGGGUGUUGUUUUGCACUGAUAGUUUGUAUAAUGUACAAGUACUACUUUGCUUUUUAGAAAAAGAUAACUUGUAUUUCCUUUUAAGGUAGAGCACAAUGGCAAAAAAGGAAAUCAAUAUAACUGAAAAAUGGGUGUACGAAUAGCUGAAAAGAUGCCUUCAAGUGUGGUGCCUCAAGUCAGAUGGUCAAUUUUACAUGAUCUACUUAUUUAUUUUUAAAGGGAGUGGGUAAGGUGCCAGGAUUUGCCAUGUUUUUUAUGUCCAAACAAAACGUUCAGUUAUACUACUGCUCCACUUAAGGCUACUUAAAGGUAGACCAUUAACGGUUAAUCGAUUGUAAUUGUGAUUUUUUUUCAUUUGAACCAACAAAAAAAGGUCAAAAUCUAAAGAUGGAUGCUUAAUAACUAAACCUGAUGAAGUUUUAGCUCUGUGAAUGCUGUAUAUUUCAAGAAAACAGAACAAGCAUUAACACAAUAUUUUGGAUCUUGACUUCAAUUCCAAAGUUGCCCAGUUAUAUUUUGAAUGGCGCUCUUGUUACACAAUCCUGAAAUCAGCAUUUGGGACGUGAUUCUCAUUCAGCCGAUUGUCACCCAUUCACGGAUUUGCCCAAUUGCAAACCAACUACAAGUUAGAACGCAUGGGGGCGGAUUCACAGAAAUUUCCACGAAUGUGUCACUUGAAACAUCUUUGGAAACGACCAUUUGUUAUAAAAAUGACAGCAUGCCAGAAGAAAUAAUUUCACAGGGAGUUAAGUAUCAUUACUAUAUUUAAACCGAGUAAGCUUUAUCACAUUCAUUUGGUUGGUUACUUUUUGGAUAGCUGCAAAUGGUCUUCUCUACCUUUAAUUCAUGGUGCUUCUUCGAAACAGCAGCUUGUAAAUUUUAAUGUAUUUUUAUUUUUUACUCAGGACCUUAUUUAGAUUGAAAUUUUGUGGCCACUGCCAAACCACAUUUUAUAAGCCUGUGUAGAAUUGCCACUUUAUCCUGAAAAGCUGUCUGCAAAGGCACAAAAGGCAUUCAGUGGUUUCUCUAGUUCCAAGAAAUACCUUUAUUGUAUUUAUGCGUAUUUUAUUCAAGUGUAUUUAUGUAUUCGUUGGAUGUAUUCACCAUGACCUACAUAAUAAAGGGUCAGCAAGGUUAGCUUUCUAUGGAACAGCCGGUUGUGUCUCUUAAAUGCUGCAACUUUCCUUGAUUUUUCAUUUUAUAUUAUUUGAUUACAUGUAUACGUGAACAACAAUUUACAAGUGUUUUGAAUUUCUGGUCAAUUGUUUUGGCUGUCAUUUUGUAUUUUGCUGAAUGGGUUUUGCUUUUUAAUAUGCCAAUUCAAAAUACAUGUAUCUGUGAAUAAAUGAUGGAAACACUGUGGAUCGCUUUUUAUGUUUUUUCUGUAAUCUUAGAUUCUCCAAUUAGCAAUAAAUUGCUGUUAUGAUUGUUGAGCUUGUGAUAAUACAAAUCAAAAUUCUAAACUGUAUCCAUUUUUUACAAGUCAAAAUUAAAUGUCUUGUAUCCUCAUUAAAAAA
Molecule: messenger RNA, 3354 nt
Organism: Patiria miniata (bat star)
Lineage: Eukaryota; Metazoa; Echinodermata; Asteroidea; Valvatida; Asterinidae
Product: neurotrypsin-like
Exons: 5
Coding region: 463-1614 (383 amino acids)
Biological process (GO): proteolysis
Molecular function (GO): serine-type endopeptidase activity
Source: RefSeq, a predicted model, not a curated record